CCAACUCUCUUUUAACUCACUCUCUCAAAGGCCGAAGCUUUUCAUUGUCUCCCUUCUUUUCUCUCUCUCUCUCCACACAUAUUAGGGAGAGGGAACUCUCACAAUUUGCCCUUUUUUUCUCUCUCAAUAGUCCAUGGAUGAGCGUAGUGACUGAUUUCUUUACGCCCCACUGCAACAGUACACUCUCAAAGCUCUGAUCUUUUGAAGCCAGAGUCUGAAUCUUUUGUGGGUUCUGGAUCCGAAGAGCUGGACCUUUGAUUUGAGAUCUGAAAACUACAAAUCUACUGUCCAUGAAUUUAAAGAUGAAGGAAAGCAGGACUGCUGGUGCAUGUACAAUGCUCGGUGCUGACUGAUGGAUUUUCUUAAUUUGUUCUAUGUGAAAAAUCUGCUUUCUUUCAAUGGCAUCAAAAGCUACUGCUGGGACUUCCCCAGAAAAGCAGAGAAAAACCAUUGGUAAUCAGACAGCUGAAGGAAAGUACCGCAAGCCCUCAUCUUCGCAGGUUACAAAGACAAGCAAAUCAGAGCCAGUCACCCCCAGAAAACCACCUCAAAAUGCACAAGUUGCAUCAAAACAAGUUUCUGUAGCAACAACAGAGGAACAUAAAUCACUGGUUUUUCAUAAAUCAGACAAUGUCAAUUCUUUAGCUGAUAAGUUAUCUUCAGGUUUGUCCUUUGUUGAUCCAAAACAAGGGACAAUUUCUGUGGGUCCUGAAGUUAGUAAUGCUAGGGAUUCACCAGGAAGUACAGCUGAUCAAGAAAGUAAAAGUUUACGGAAUGAAACUGACCCUAGUUCUGCUAAGGUUAGUGAUGGCAGCCUUGCAAAGACUAGUGGUAGUGCCAAAGUUAGCGAACGAGCUGACUUUGUUGAGAGUGGGAAAAGCAGUGUGAACAGAGGAAGCACAAGCAGUGAUGUCAGUGAUGAGAGUACUUGUAGCAGUUUAAGCAGCAGUGUUAACAAACCUCACAAAGCCAAUGAUAUCCGAUGGGAAGCUAUACAGGCUGUACGUGCAAAAGAUGGGGUACUGGGUGUGAACCAUUUCAGAUUGCUAAAGAGGUUGGGCUGUGGGGAUAUUGGAAGCGUUUAUCUUUCAGAAUUGAGUGGAACAAAGUGUUACUUUGCAAUGAAGGUUAUGGACAAAGCAUCUUUAGCGAGUCGUAAGAAACUUCUUCGAGCUCAAACAGAGAGAGAAAUACUGCAGUGUUUGGACCAUCCUUUCCUUCCAACUUUAUAUACCCAUUUUGAGACUGACAAAUUCUCAUGUUUAGUCAUGGAGUUUUGCCCUGGUGGGGACUUGCACACUCUUCGACAAAGGCAGCCAGGAAAGCAUUUUUCUGAGCGGGCAGUAAAGUUCUACGUAGCCGAGGUUCUUCUUUCACUGGAAUAUCUCCAUAUGCUUGGAAUUGUCUACCGUGACCUCAAGCCAGAAAAUGUUCUCGUCCGUGAAGAUGGACACAUAAUGCUUUCUGAUUUUGACCUUUCCCUCCGAUGUGCAGUGAGCCCAACAUUAGUUAAGUCUUCAGCUCCUGAAGGCGAGCACUUGAGAAAGAACCCAGCUUACUGUGUUCAACCAGCCUGUAUUGAGCCAUCUUGUAUCCAGCCUUCAUGCGUUGUCCCCACCACAUGUUUUUCCCCUCGACUCUUUCUAAGCAAAUCCAGGAAAGAGAGAAAGCCCAAGAAUGAAAUGGGAAACCAGGUCACCCCUUUGCCAGAGCUUAUUGCAGAGCCAACUGAUGCACGUUCCAUGUCCUUUGUAGGGACACAUGAAUACCUGGCCCCUGAAAUUAUCAAGGGUGAAGGACAUGGAAGUGCUGUAGAUUGGUGGACUUUUGGCAUCUUUCUGUACGAGUUACUGUUUGGUAAAACUCCUUUCAAGGGAUCUGGGAACCGGGCCACCUUGUUCAAUGUUGUGGGUCAGCCAUUGCGAUUCCCUGAGUCACCAGUUGUCAGUUUCUCAGCAAGGGACCUGAUUAGGGGGUUGCUAGUGAAAGAGCCACAGCAUAGGUUGGCUUAUAAACGAGGAGCUACAGAGAUCAAACAACAUCCCUUCUUUGAAGGUGUAAAUUGGGCAUUAAUUCGUUGCGCCAGUCCACCAGAGAUUCCAAGGCCACCUGAGAUAGAGCAGAUUCCAGCCCCACCAUCAACGAGCGGUAAAGGUGCAGCUGCUGCUGUUCCUCCUGAGCAGCAUAAUUAUCUGGAAUUUGAUUUCUUUUAGUUGUCCUUUAAACUUAUUUUUCUAUUUGUUUUUUGUUUUGUCCACGCACUUCUUGCACUUGCAGCCAAUAUGUAGAGUCUGUAGAACAUUGAAGUUGUGGAAAUUAGGGUUUUUUUUUUUUUUUUUGAAGUGAUAAUAGCCAUAUGUUCAAUGUUGUUAUUAAAAGAUUUUCAUAUUUGUAUUGAAGGAAGUUGAAUAUCUGAAAUUGUGAAUGCACUCAAUGUACAACAUGGAUUUGGUU
Molecule: messenger RNA, 2454 nt
Organism: Manihot esculenta (cassava)
Lineage: Eukaryota; Viridiplantae; Streptophyta; Magnoliopsida; Malpighiales; Euphorbiaceae
Product: serine/threonine-protein kinase D6PK
Exons: 4
Coding region: 399-2213 (604 amino acids)
Biological process (GO): protein phosphorylation
Cellular component (GO): plasma membrane; nucleus; cytoplasm
Molecular function (GO): ATP binding; protein serine/threonine kinase activity
Source: RefSeq, a predicted model, not a curated record